AUGUCUUUGGCCAGGCCGAAAAGUUUCAAACGGACACCAAGAUUUGUACCAAUUUGUGCAUGUAAAUUGAAGAAACCUGUCGAAUUGGUACAUUUGGAUCAGCGAGGUAAUACACGAACGGAACAGUUGGCAUAUCCUAAAGCCAGAAAACUACUGGUAUUUAAAGAGGAGAUAAAGAAACGCUUCCCUCCGGAUCGUAUAAUGAAUUUAAAUCGUAUGAUACGCAAAAGUCUCUUGUCGCUCUAUAGUCGUUUGGCAAAUGUCCAACCACCGGAAGAGAAACAACCAAUUAAUAAAUGGGAUCGUGCAGAAUGGGCCAAACAUAUGAAAAGAUUGAGAAAACUUGCCAGACCCAAGGUGCCGAAAUCUUCACCCAGAAUUCCAAACAAGCGAAUGCCAUUGAAGCGAAUGAGGCGAUAUAAAUUCCUAUCGAAACCGUUGAAACGUAAAGUUGAGGACAAACCUGAUUGGACAUUGACAUCUGAAAUGAGAAAAUUUCAGCCCUCAGAUCGUCUCAAGGAUUUGGCAAAACCCAUGAUACGUGAUACGUCAAUGUUGUAUCAGGAGUUGCCCAUAAAAAUACCACAAACGGCAUUGAAAUAUAAAGCAUCGAAACGAACACAAGAUUUAUCUCAGCCGAAUGCGAUUAGGACAACUCAGAUGACAUCACCGGAAUUACGUGAAAAUCCCUUUGCCAUAUCACCGAAUGCUCUGAAAGCGAAAGCAUCGAAACGUACCAUCGAAUUGGCCGAACCCAAGGAAUAUGAAAAUAAACACAUUCGUGAUAAUCCCUUUGCCAUAUCUCCGGCAGCUCUAAAGGCCAAACCUAAGCCACGUACAAUAGAAUUAGCCAAACCGAAAAAGUAAU
Molecule: messenger RNA, 868 nt
Organism: Musca vetustissima
Lineage: Eukaryota; Metazoa; Arthropoda; Insecta; Diptera; Muscidae
Product: sperm microtubule associated protein 2-like
Exons: 5
Coding region: 1-867 (288 amino acids)
Source: RefSeq, a predicted model, not a curated record